This is a messenger RNA of Bombus terrestris (buff-tailed bumblebee), 1264 nucleotides long. RefSeq names its product DNA repair protein XRCC3. Gene Ontology annotation, cellular component: replication fork; Rad51C-XRCC3 complex. Gene Ontology annotation, molecular function: ATP binding; ATP-dependent DNA damage sensor activity; four-way junction DNA binding. The transcript has 5 exons. Bases 25 to 879 code for a protein of 284 amino acids. Gene Ontology annotation, biological process: t-circle formation; telomere maintenance via recombination; resolution of mitotic recombination intermediates. Lineage: Eukaryota; Metazoa; Arthropoda; Insecta; Hymenoptera; Apidae. The record is from RefSeq and is a predicted model, not a curated record.
CAGUUUCGUCUAUGCUUUCGAUAUAUGAGUGUCCAGAUCUGUUUAUAUGAUCGUAGAUUGGAUCAUCAUUACAAGAGUGAAUCAUUUAGCAAAUAUUUAAAAAUAAAAAGUAUAAUGGAGAACUAUUUUGUUAACUCAAAAAUAAUAAAGGAACGUGAAAAAUUUCUCACAACCGGUUGUCCGAAGUUUGAUACGUUACUUCAAGGCGGUAUCACUACUCGCGGGAUUACACAAAUUUAUGGAGCUGCAAGUACAGGAAAAACACAAUUAGCUUUACAAUUAUGCCUGACAGUACAGUUACCUAUAACAGAAGGUGGCUUUGCUGCUGGUGCAGUAUAUAUUUGUACUGAAUGUACAUUUCCCUCACGAAGAUUACAGGAAUUGAUACAAAAACUGGAAAUUACUAAAAAAUAUGGAAUAAAUGGUGACUCAGUAUUUGUAGAACAUAUAUCAACUAUUGAGGAACUGGAGAUAUGUUUGCUUCAUAGAAUUCCAAUAUUAAUGUCUGUACAAAAAAUAGGAUUAAUAAUUAUAGAUUCAAUUGCUGCUCCAUAUAGAGUAGAAGAUUGGAAAGAUGAAUCUAAUAAAAAAGGAAAAAGUUUGAGAACAAUUGGACAACAGUUACAUAAAUUAUGUAAAAAUGACAUUUGUGUAGUUUGCAUUAAUCAGGUAACAGCAAUUAUGCAUAGUAAUAUACCUAAUGAUUAUUUGAGUGUACGACCAUCUUUGGGAAUAACUUGGUUAAGUAUGGUAACUAAUUCCAUACAGUUUUACAGAAUAGGUACUAUGAGAUAUGCUUGUGUCAAAUUGUCAUCAAAUUUAUCAGAAAUAACUAUUUCAUUUGAAAUACAAGGAUAUGGGGUAAAAGCAAUAGGUUGAAUAAAACAAAUUGAAAUAAAAGUUUAAUGUUUAUUUGAUUGCAAGAGAUUAUAAAUAUCAUAAAAUAUAUCUUCAUCUAAUAUCCUAGCAAUAUUUGUUGGUGACCAUUGAUUUCUUGGAUCAGAAGCUACAAAUGGAUCUGUACUUCUUACAUCUAAAUUUUCCAUUUCAUUGUUCAAUAUAAGUCUUAAAAAAUCAGGAAGCAAAUAUGAAUACAUAAAUAAUCUUUAUAUGUAUAUUCAUAUAUAUAUGUUAUGUAUAUAAUACCUGAAGGAAUGUAAAAAUGUUCGAUAAGGCUCUAUAUCUUUUCUCUCACUAUAUGUAUAAUCUCCAAUCACAGUAUGACCAAUAUAUGAACAAUGCACUCUUAAUUGAUGUCUUCUAC